Messenger RNA from Sinocyclocheilus grahami, 2136 nucleotides. RefSeq names its product TSC22 domain family protein 1-like. The record is from RefSeq and is a predicted model, not a curated record. Bases 1 to 1059 code for a protein of 352 amino acids. Gene Ontology annotation, cellular component: nucleus; cytosol. Gene Ontology annotation, biological process: negative regulation of apoptotic process; positive regulation of cell population proliferation; regulation of transcription by RNA polymerase II. The transcript is spliced from 4 exons. NCBI's taxonomy places the organism in Eukaryota, Metazoa, Chordata, Actinopteri, Cypriniformes, Cyprinidae.
AUGUUAUCGCGCUCUCCUCCUCCUUUCGGGGACUCGUCACAGGCUGAUAGCACUAGCACAGGCUACAUUACAAGGAGGAGGCAGCUGGUGAAUAGGAGCAGAGUAGCAUUGGCACAUGUUAACCCCUUAAGCCAAGGAGGCAGCCUGCCACAUGACUUCCCUCAGUCAAAGCAGAUUGUGAACACUGUGCCACCUGGGUCAACACAAACACUUCCCCACCUUACUGCCUCCAUCCCUCCAGUGGUGGGGAACGGUCAGCUGAUUGCAGCUUCGCAGCAGCCCGUGGGCACUGUGCAACCCCCUGCUGCUCAACCACCUCCACAACAGACACCCGCCCCGCAGUUGGUCCAGGUCGUGUCGCAGCUGGUGCAGUCCACCGGCACUAGUCUCAUACAGCAGACCCAGGGGCAGCAGCUCGCCUCUCAACCCUCCAUGGAGCAGCAUUCACAGAUCGGCAGUCAAGGCUGCGGCACCCAGUUUGUGAUCUCAUCAAACGUGCCUCCUAACCUUCAGAGUGAUCCUCAGUCCAGUUUGAUCCAGAACAGCUCGAAGGAGCCCGGGCAUGCGGUGAGCACCCUGCCCUCUGCGAUGCCCAGACCGCAGGAGGAUGCCCAGCUCCUGUUACAGCACCCAACUCUGCUCACACAAACCAAGCCUGCCGGUGGUGAAGUUGCCUCCCAGGCCGGCACCUCCCGUGGUCCAGAGGGAAGCAGUGGAGUCAAUGCCUUAACUGCCUCAGCCAGCCUGCUGAAGAGCUUACCUGUGGAUGGAGAAGAAGAUGGCUCGUCGGGUGCCAGUGUUGUGGCUAUAGACAACAAAAUUGAACAGGCGAUGGAUCUGGUGAAGAGUCACCUGAUGUACGCGGUCCGUGAAGAGGUGGAGGUGUUGAAAGAACAGAUUAAGGAACUGAUUGAGAGAAACUCUCAGCUGGAGCAGGAAAACAACCUGCUGAAGAACCUGGCCAGUCCGGAGCAGCUCGCACAGUUCCAGGCGCAGGUCCAGAGCGGCUCGCCCCCGUCGGCCCCGCUCGCAGCACAGAACUCUGGCCCGUCGGCGUAGCUCCGAACGACAGUUCCUGUUCCUGUGGCUGGAAACGGACUGAAGCUUCUGAACAAACAUGCCUCGCUCACAUGUUAGACUGACAGAAUUUGCACACCUCUCAAAACUUGACAAUGUCGAGGUGAUUUACACACCAGUGACAAUCCAGUUGGCCGAGGCGGGACGUUGCCAAACUCCACGGAGUGCGAUUGUCAGGAAAACAAUCCUGGAGGACGCGAUAUAAAGAAUCAAUGUGCCUGUGUCUAAAGUCCCGUUGGUUUUCGGUCAAGGCUGUUUUCCGUGUCUCCCUUACCUUUUGUGUAGUGUACAUGCUGACGGCGGUCUGUUUAGACUGCGGGCUUCUUCGGAAGCAAGCACUUUUAUGGUGACGAUUGUGAUGAGACUUCGAAGAGCUGCCGAUCUGUGCCCCGGCUGGCAUGGGGAAGGCAGACGCAUCGACUUGCUUAGUUGCAUUGGUGUAAUCAUGAUACUUGUUUUGGAAUGAAGAAAACGACGAGGAGGUAUGAGCCUUCAAAUCCUCAUUCGUUCCCUGUGCAGUGAGGAUGACGGAUGAGCUGAAUUGCGAGGUGGACAGGCUGUAUAUUAUUGUAUGAUUAGUGUAAGUAUUUUGUAAAAUAGCGAUAUCAUGUGAAGCGGCUAAAGAGACACUAUAUAGGUUGUACAGAUUUAAGGGGUUAGCGAGGUAGUUGGCUUACCCAGGAGGCGGCGUCAUCCUUUUUUAAAAAAAUUUUUUAAUGCUGUUAAGCAGGAUCGGUCUUACGAUAUUUAUCUGGCAGAUGGAAACUACUCAUCUAACACCUACUGUACACUACUUUUUUGUUCACUUGAGAUGAUUUUGAAGUAUUACACCCAUGUGAUUUCUGUUUUCAGUUUGAGCAGUGAAGUAUUCUGGAUCUUUUAACUUGCAUUUACUCUCGACUAUCAUAUAGCUGACAUGGAUUUGCAUUGUGUACAACUUGUAUGCUUCUGUUAUCUGUGCAUGUUCUCAAAACCAGGAGAUAAGUUGUAAAAUACUGUAAUUGCACUUGCCAGUUGCGCUUCACAACUCUCAAUAAAGUCAUGUUUGUGAAAACCCUU